This is a messenger RNA of Orbicella faveolata, 620 nucleotides long. RefSeq lists its product as uncharacterized. The record is from RefSeq and is a predicted model, not a curated record. NCBI's taxonomy places the organism in Eukaryota, Metazoa, Cnidaria, Anthozoa, Scleractinia, Merulinidae.
UUCAUUCAAAAUGGCAUGAAACCAAAUCCGGAAAAGUACCAGGCUAUGGUCCUUGGCAGAACAGAAGAACAGCUACUCCUUAAAUUGGGUAAUAAUGAUAUUAGGACCACAGAAAAGACUAACCUCUUGGGGGUUGUACUUGACAGUAAGCUAAAAUUUGAUGAUCAUGUAUCGAGUAUUUGCCACAAAGUGAGUGCUCAAAUAAACGCCCUUAAUAGACUAAAAAACAUUUUACCACUCAAAACCAAGGAAUCGAUAAGACUACCCUCCAUGGAAUCUCGAAGAAUUCAAGACAUGUUAUUGACAAUACAUAACAGCAUAUCAAACAAAGCACCAUGGGCAAUUAGGAAACUUAUUAAUUUACGCCCAUUUAAGUACAAUCUCAGGCACCAAGAAUAUGUUUUAUCUUUACCUAAAGUUAACACCACCAAAUAUGGACUCAAGUCAUGGAGAUAUUUUGCAGCCCAGAAAUGGAAUGAACUAUCAAAUGACAUUAGAAUAAAAGUAGGCACCAAUGAAAUAGUAAACAGAAUUAGAUCGCUAAAUUUCGGGGAUUAGUAAAUUUGUGACAUUAGUUUUAAUAGUAUCUUGACUGCGGCGGUAAUAUUGUAAUAAUAGUU